Messenger RNA from Paramuricea clavata, 27629 nucleotides. NCBI's taxonomy places the organism in Eukaryota, Metazoa, Cnidaria, Anthozoa, Malacalcyonacea, Plexauridae. The record is from the annotation of a GenBank genome assembly.
AUGAAAGUUUGUAAAGCGGCUAAAAAUCCCAAUUUACCAACACUUUAUUUUUUUGAUUUUGAAACACGAAAAGAUGAUGAGGGCUAUAUGAUUCCUUUUUAUGCGGUUAUUCAAAAAGUAUGCCAGCUUUGUGAUGAAAAACCGUUUGUGAAAAAUUACGAGCAUUUUUUGCCGCAUCCCGAAGAUGCGACAUGCGAUAUAUCCGUAGAAUGCGUACCCUGUUGUGGUUAUAGGCAAUAUGUUUUAGAAAAACAAAAUGAUUGCAUCACCAAGCAAUUUGUUGAUUUUAUGUACGCGCAACCCAAAAACAGUGUGUGGAUUGCGCAUAAUGGUGGGCGUUUUGAUACGGUAUUUCUACUUCGUGAAUUGCUAGUGGAAAGAAAAAUUGUACCGCAAUGUAUUAUGAACGGAAAUAAGAUCAUGUGUAUGGAAUUAGAAGAUCGAAAUCUAAAAGUAUUGGAUAGUUUUUUAUUUUUAAAUAUGGGGUUAAAAAAAUUUCCAGAAGCAUUGGGCAUUCCCGAUAUUUGUAAGGGUUUUCACCCUUAUCUUUUUUAUGACCUGUAUUAUGUGGGGCCCAUGGUUGGUUUGGAAUAUUUUGACCCGCCGUCCGAGGGUUCUGAAGAGCGCAAAGUUUUUUAUGUCUGGUACGAGCAGCAAAAGAAAAAACCGUAUAUUUUUAGAGAAGCCAUGUAUUAUUAUUGUCGUUUGGAUGUUGAUAUACUUAGACAGGGUUGUAUUAUAUUUGCGCAAUUAAUUAAAAAUAUAACAAACGUAUUUCCAUUUUUUGAUAAAACUUGUCAUACGAUCGCGGGACUUGCAUUAAAAGUAUAUCGUACAAAUUUUUUAAAUGAGGAAACUAUAGGACAAAUACCCGCACAGGGUUAUGGUGGAAAUAUUAAGCAAAGUAUUAUUGCCUUAUAUUGGCUAAGAGAGCUUGAAAGUGAUUUAGGAGGUGUCACAUUGUACAGUAAAUUGCAUCCCGACGGGGAGCAAAGUAUUGCCGGUCAUUAUGUCGAUGGAUAUUGUCCCGAAACAAGAACUAUAUAUCAGUUUCACGGUUGUUUUUUUCACGGUUGUAAAGAAUGUUAUAAUGGCGAAAUGUUCAACAACGUUGUUAGCGAAACAUUUUAUACACUACGCGAACGAACACGUCGUAUUACGGAGAAAUUUGAAAGUCAGGGGUAUACAGUUGUUGAAAUGUGGGAAUGUGAUUUUUUAGCCGUAAAUAAGUUAACUAAAAAAACCAUUGCAAUGUUAAGAGAAAAAGAUUUUUUUAUUAAUACUAAUCUUAAUCCGCGAGAUGCCCUAUUUGGGGGUCGGGUUUCACCAGCAGUUAUGUGUACCAAUGCCUGCGAGAAAAAAAUACGGUAUUAUGAUUUUACAUCUUUGUAUCCGUAUGUUCAGAAAAUUAAUGUAUUUCCCGUAAAACAUCCUGAAAUUGUGCGCGGUGUAGAAAAAUGUAGCAAACUUAAUCUGGGGUUUGUAUUUGGAUUGAUUAAAUGUAAGAUACUUCCGCCUAGAAAUCUUUUAUUUCCUGUUAUUCCUUAUCGGACCACUAAAUUAACGUUUCCACUAUGUCGCACUUGUGCGGAUAAUUUAUGCGAUGUUUGCACACACAAUGAAGAAGAACGUGUGUUAUACGGUACAUGGACAAGUAUAGAAAUACAUGUGGCGCUAAAACACGGUUAUAUGGUAAAGGAAGUUUACGAAGUAUAUAAUUAUAAGCAGCGUGAAAAAAUCUUUGAUACGUAUGUCAACACUUUUAUGAAAUUAAAACAGGAAAGCAGCGGGUUGCCAAAAAACUGCUAUGAUAUUCACGGUAAUGUAGACGAGGAAAAAGUCAACAAAUAUGUAGGGGAAUAUUUUAGACAUGAGGGUGUGCAAUUGGACGCAAGUAAAAUUUCAUAUAACCCCGGACAAAGAACAGUUAUGAAGGCGUUGUUAAAUUCAUUAUGGGGUAAAUUAGCACAAAAUGAAAAUGUACCCGUUAUAUCGUUUGUUGAUCGCUUUGACGACUUAUUAGAAAUGGUUAACGAUUUAAGUAUUGAAGUAACAUCACUAGAUUUUAUAAGCGACGACGUGGCGCGCACAACACAUCGAAAGGUUUCGUCCUUGGUAACUUUACCGAACAGAAAUGUAGUUAUAGAUAGCGGCAUUUGUAACAGCGUAUGCACGUUUAGAAUUAUUUAAAGUUUUACAUAAAUUGGGGGAGGACGUUUUGUAUUACGAUACCGAUUCUGUGAUAUAUGUGGAAAAUAUUGAAAAAGGGCACGUUUUAAAAACCGGUAGUUAUUUGGGGGAACUGACGGAUGAAUUAUAUGAUAAAAAAGCGAAAAGCGAGAAAUGGAUAGAAACGUUUUGUGCUACUGGUCCAAAAUCAUAUUCGUAUCGAACCAAUGAAUAUAUUAAUGAAAAUAGCGAAAAAAAACGUGAUGAAAUUGUCCAUGUCAAGGGGUUCUCGUUAAAAGGCGAUACUAAAAAGAAAAUUACUUUUGAUAGCAUUCAACAAGGCGUGCACAAUCGAAAAAAAAAAUCACAACAUUUUAUACGGAAUUUACGCAGUCAAAUAAUCAAACAAUAAAUGUUCAGCAAGUUCAGAAAAAAUUUCAAUUCACAUUUGAUAAGCGUAUUAUUUGUAAUGAUUUUACGACAGUUCCUUACGGGUAUAUUGACGCAUAAAUUAUUUUUUCAUAGGGCCAUAAUUUGACGCAUUGCACGAUUCCAUUUCGACAUCCGUUUAUGAUGACGUUGUGCGGGCCCUCUCAAAGUGGAAAAUCCUAUUUGAUUGAAAAGCUAAUAAAACACCACGAAGCUCUAAUCAAACCACAAAUUGACAAACUAAUAUACCUUUACUCUGUGGACGACUAUGACGGUACUAAACAACACAUUCGUGACAACAAACAUACCUCGACGCUUAAAUCGUUCGACUUUAUUGAUUGUAAUGCGGGCAUACCGUCAAUGGAAGCCAUUAAAGAAAAAUUGGGCAAAAGUACAUCAAUAGUUCUAGAUGAUUUGAUGGUGAUUGCGGGUGCAAACAGCACAAAUCUUACUAAUUUAAAUAAUAUUGCGUCACGCGACAGCCACCAUUCAAAUGCCUCCGUGAUUUUUGUAUGCCAAAAUUUAAAUUACGGAUCUGGAAAAUUACGAAAUUGCCGCGUGAACAGUCAAUAUCACAUCAUGUGUAAAAGUCUGACCUGCUUUAGAGAUAUAGAAAUGAUAGCGUCAAAUAAAAAAAUAUGUCAAAGUAAAAUACAUAAAGUGAUUGAAGAUGUGGGUAAAAAGGAGUAUGGAUAUAUUGUGUUUGACGGCUGUCCAAAAGGAUGUGCAAAUACACGUGUAAGAACGGGAAUUUUUCCCGAGGAUCAAACUGUUGUAUAUGAUUUGUGAAAAAAAUAAAUUUUUUUUAACUUUGUAUUUGAUAUAUUUCACUAUAUGAUUUACAUAUUUGUCCCUUACUACGAUUACAUUUAUUCGUAUAUAAUUUUUUUAAGGUAGAAAAUAAUGAAAGGCAUGUUUGCUGCAACGUCUGUUCAUUCUCCAUUAAAUUGUCAAUUUUAUGCGUAAAUAGAUUACUACGUAUAAUAUGCGUACCAGUAUAAUAAGAUUUUAGAAAUAACAAACACCAGCACCCGCAUGUUCUACUAACAUGUGAUUGAAUUUGCGACGUAUUAUACAAUUGCAUUUUACAAUGUAAUUUUUCAAAGUAUUUUUCCCAGUAAUGUCGUUUAAAAAAAAACGGUGUUUUACCGUAACUAUCAAAAAAAUAAAUUAGUUCCUUUUCUUUUAUAACGGCAACCCAAUGUGUGCCGGGUUUGUCCUUUGGAUCUACAUUCCAUAUCCAACAGCACUGUUCUGCAGCGGUACCCUUUGGUGUUACAUCGGCAGGAUAGCACCCCAAAUAGUGUGGCGAAAUAUCCGGAUCAUCUUGCGCUUGUUGGUCUAAAUUGUCCGUAUUUAGAAAUUUGCUAAUAAAGCAUGUUAAUGUAGCCAUGUUUUAAACCAUGUAUGCUCGUGACUUUCCUUUUUGUCUAAACGGUGUUAUCUGUCCAAGACCCUGCGAUUGUUGUUGCGGUGACGGUGUUUCAUAGGGUGGUGGUGGCGACGCGUGCGACGUUGAUGGGGCAGAUUCGCUUAAUGAUCGAUAUUGACUUUUAAGCUUUUCACUACGUAUAUAAUAAACGGGCAUAUUUAAUUUUUUUAAUUCUUUCAGUAAUUUUCCGUGUUGUGUUGAAUUUAAAUUUGUGUUUGUUUUUUUUACAUUUUUUGUGAGAUCGGCAACCAUAUCAUCAAAACUAAAAUUAAGUGAUUUGUGUCCAAAUUUAACACCCUUGUCCGUUUCUACGACACAUUUUUGUUUGAGAAAAUGACGUAUCAGUUUUUCUGAGAUUGCUAAUGACCCCGCUUUUGGCGCGGGACCACCACCUGCUGCGGGUUGUUGUUGUUGACCAGCAGCAGCUAUUUCCUGUAGUUCUUUUCGAUAAUUUUUUCUUUUUUUUGAAUAAUUAAUAAUGUCGUCGGUAGCAUAGGGUUGUUUUUUUGCGACACUGGCCAUCAUAUUUGCAUGUCCUUCAAUUAAUUCCCCUUCGGCCGCUGUUUGUUUGGCCUCGUCUAAAAUUCCUCUGUUGGCGACUAACCGAUCUAUGUUCUUGAUCAUCGUGUUGUAUUUUUCGGUGUCUAUCAGCAUUAAUCGUUUUACGUCGUCCCCCAUUGUCGUUGUUGUCGUCGUCACUGUUAAUAGUCCGAGAUGCUUCUAUUUUUUUAAUAGGAAGACUGCAAUAAUGCUGUACCGCAAAUUCUUCAAGUAAACAUAAACGUACGUCUGCACAGCUUGUAGUUCUAUCGGAAAUGUAUGUAAAUAAACCUUUUUCACACUCUGAUAUAUUUAAUGGUAUUUUACCGUUUGCUAUGUGCCGGCAUAAAAAUACCAAAUGCGACACUAAUUGUUUGUUAUCAUUAAGCAUUUUUUCUUUUUUGGCAAAACCUGCAGCUAAAAACUUCUUAGUUGCCGGUAUAAAUUUAGAUUGCUUUUGUUUUUGAAUAGUCAUACAUUGCGCAUCCCAUAUUUGUUUUAAAAAUAAAGCACAUGCUUCAUUAUUUACUUCCUUUUCUUCUUCAUCAUCCCCCGAAUAAUUUGAGUAUUCUUCUUCACUUUCAUAUUCACUUUUAUCUUCAUCAUCAUUAUUUUUUUUCACUGUUUCCGUAUUUUCAUUAUCGUCAUCAUUAUUUUCUGUGGGGUCUACUUCUUCUUCAUAAUUAUUUUCUGUGAGGUCUACUUCUUCAUUAUCAUAGGUUAUUUUCUCUUCCUCAUCCAUAUUUUGAUAUUACGGGUUUUACGUGAAUUGUUCGUAUUGCAACGCCACCCAGCCAAUGACAUGAUUACGUUUUGCACCGGGUAUAUGUAAAAUGUUUCGAAGUGUUUUUUUUUCCCAAAGGUCUUCUUUUCCGUUUAACAGGCAUCGUUCAUAUGAUACAUAAAUCAUUUAAUACGCGAAUUUUAAACGAGCUUCCGUUUGGUACGCGCAAGAUAAUUGAUUUCUGAAUUCGCCAACCACUAUCAAUUGACUUGCCGCAGCAAGUGGGUUAUUAAGACGUAUUUCAAGACUUACAAUACCGCUGGUUGUAUUGGGCAAUAUUUAAUUAUUGUAACUAUCUUUGUUUUCAGAUAAAUCAAGAGCAAUAAGGCCAUAAUCGGUUAAAUAAUCUUUGUAAUUAAAGCAUCUCAUCAUAUUUACGAUUUAAAACACGUCGUAAAUUUAUGUAUGCCUCUUUUGAAUUUUCAAUUGUAGGCUCGACAAAAGCUUCGUUAAUUUUAACACCUAGAAAUUCUAAAUCUGGAAAAAUCAUUCGAUUUGGAUUGCUAGUAUGCGCACCGUUAUAUCGUGCCUGUGUACGAAUAUAGAUAAACAUACGCGUUGGUCAUGCACCCGUAAAAAGAUCAUUUUUUACAAUUUUAUGUGUGCCGUUUGCAACUGGUAUGGGUACAUAACGAUGGUGACGUACAUAAUAUUUUGCUUCUUCGCCUUUUUGAAUCAUGGCGUUGUUAAUGGCGGCCAUUAAUUGUGCUUUCGGCUUAAACGCUUGAAUAUGAAUUUCUAAAUUUGAAUAACAAAUUUUUGCCAAAGCACAAUGGGCCGCAGUGCCCAUCAUGGUUUUUACUUUUUCUAAACGCGUUAAUCUCACAGCCAUAUUAAAUGAUGACACAACAUAGCGUUUAUUAACACCCAUUACAUUAACGAAAUCAUAACAUUUGAAAGGUACAUCUCUUUUACACAAUUGAUAGCGAGCGCCAAGACCUUUAUUAACAUGUCCGGCAUGAGUCGGAUCUCUCAUUUGUACUAUACUAUCACUAUUAUUACCCGCACCAGGAGUGUUGUGGAUACACCCUGUUAUUUCUUGAUCGGGAGUAUACCCCUGAGGUAUUUCGCGCGUUAAAUGAUUUAUGAAUUCAAUUUCAUUUUCCUGUGAUGACAACGAAUUAAUGCGUUGAUUAUUCACCAAUAUUUCUCGUGACUUCCACCCCAAUCUAAGUGGUGAUUGACAAAGCGCCACAUCUUGAUCGGGAGCUAAAUAGGCAUUAUUAGCGGCCAUAAUUGAAAUGGUUGCAGUGAUUCUUACGCUUUGAAGAUCCAUAACACCAUAAUCGUUAGGCGCGUGAUUAAAUGUAAAUUCUUCAGCAUCUGGAUUAGAAAUUGGUCCUGCAACUAAUUUAAAUUGACGACUUUCCACAAAUGUAUCAUUGUGUGGAAAUGUGGGGAACAUCAUCAUGGGCGACAUAAACCCGCUAUCGUGAACCUCGAUGGGUUCAUCAUCGACCUGUGCAUGUGAGCGCUUCAUACUUGUGUACGAUAUGAAAGAUAAACCACAAAUAAUAUACAGUUUUAUAAUUUUUAUUACACUUAUAUAAUUUUACAUUGAAAUAAUGGCAUCAUUUAACGGUACCAUUUUUUAUGCAAUUUUCUGGGCCUACGUUUAUUAACACGUCCGCCUGUUUGUUUUAUUGCACUACGCGGAUAUUGUUGUCGUUGUGGCUGUGGUGGUCGAUAAUACUGUUGUCGUUGUGGCGGUGGUGGUGGACGAUAAUACUGUUGUUGUUGAUAAUAAUUCGGCGGAGGGUAAUACUGUCGUGGUGGUGGUGGUGGGCGGUAUUGCUGUUGUUGUUGUCUGUUAUAAUUAUUAUUAGUUACCUGUUGUUUCUUUUUACCAAAAAUACCAGGCAAUAUUUUUGUUGCAGCACCCAAAAUAGCAGGAAUUGCUAGACCCGCAGCCAUUGCUAGACCCGCACCACCCCCGUCUUGUUUUUUUUUACCACGCUGAUGUUUUCCUCCUUUAAAAUUUCCACCAUGUUGUUUUUUACCACGCUGAUGUUUUCCCCCUUUAAAAUUCCCGCCAAAUUGCUUUUUCGAUUUUGUCAUCUUUACUCUAAGCCGUCUCAAAUUCAAAUCAUUUACUAUGUGUAAAAGUAUAACUAUUUAUUUCCAAAAAUAUGUUUCAAAACAUUCGGGUCGAUGGUUUGUUUUCUUGAGCUUGAUCUUUCGGGAAGUUUUCCGCAGCGUCUUACUUUAGGAUUGGGCAUGUAAUCAGGGUUUAAGUGAGGCGGUGGACAAAUACUCUCUUGGGAACGCUCUUCGAUAGUUUUAGCUGUUUUUGGAAUAUACCAUAAAUUUGUACCCGGAUGUCUUUGUCCGCGACCAUGUAAUAAUUCGUAAUAUUGUUGUUCAUUCAUUGCUUUCUUUUUCAAAAAGAUUUAAUACUACUGAAAAAUACUUGCCGGACAAACUAGCUGAAUGUAAAUUUGUAUUAUCGCCCCAAAGUAUAUAAAAAAUAACGUUUUCUUUCAACUGCGCUAGGUCGCGAACAAGUAGAUACUGAGGAAGUUUUUGCCUUGUCGCGUUUAUAUUUGCCGUAUUAACGGUUGCAUUUCCAAACAUAUGCAUCAAUAAAUGGUCAUCAAAUACCAUAGCUUGUAAAGCGUUUACACUCGUUGCAAUACUAUUAUUUUUAAAAUUGGUGAUUUUUCCUUUUGACCAACGUCCGGAUACACUUUUUGUCGCCCCAUUUGCCAUACCACUAAAAUUUAAUGCACGGGCACACCAAAAACUUGCCAUAUCAAAAUUUCCCAUAUUUGAUCUUUUCGCAGCAACAUUGUAAUAUACGUCAUCGGUUGUAGUUUCGGCAAAUCCGGUUAAUUCAUAAACCGUAGGAAUAAAUUGAUUGUUAAUGAGCGUACUGUUUAUUGUUAAUGUACCCAUUAUUCAAUCGAUUAUACAUUUGAUACCCACGCUGCCACCGUUAAAUUGAAUUAAAUUAUUUUCAAGAUCGCAAACCCUUAUAUGUAAAUGUGUAAUUUGGCUAUUAAUUAGUUCUCGCGUAAUUGACGAUAAAUUGUGUGUGUACAACCCCCAUUUCAUUAUUGGGAACAAUUUGUAAUUGCGCUAAUAAUGGCCCCCGAACAUCGCCCACAAUGGACGGUACAACUUCGUCACAAUAGAUAAACAUACGCGUUUUCCCAUUAGUCAUAUCUGGAGCAUAUUUACCGUAAAAAAAAUACCACAAUUGAUUUAUUGAUUCAUUAUUAAAAUUAGCAACUAAAAUAGUGGAUAAAAUUGAUUCCAUUUCAGUUGGCGGCUGAGGGUCCGUCCAAGAAAAAUUACCCCCUUUAAAUAUAUUUUCUACUUUAGGAUGCAACACAUAGCCAUCAAGACCGAGCAUAUAUUUUAAAUCUUUGGUCAUUUCAAAAGAAAAAUCAUUGGCCGAUUUUAUAGUAUAUUUAUCGUGCGAAAGAUUAUCGCUAUCUUGAUAACGGUAUACGUAGUGUGGUGUAAUACCCAACGAUACGCCAACGCGACCGCCGGGAAGUAAUGAAAAUUUCAUUCCAUAUUCACCUACAAACCGAUUUAAUUCUUUAACCAUUUUUUUUAAUGUAUAGUGUCCACGGGGUAAAAACAUCCAUUCUGUUUCGAAUGUAAUGUAAUCUACUUGCGUUUGUGACGCCGGUGUUGCGGCAUUCCAGGAAAGUUUAUAUGCAAAGCGAAUGCCACACGAUUUAUCUUCCACAUUAUCAAUCAUCACGGGGUAUGUCACAUUUAAAGCACGUAUAAAUCGUUUUUUAUUUUCACCAUCAAUUUGUUGCGGUAAUGUCAUCGUAAAUUUAUUAUUAUAAUUUACAUCGCCCAAUUGAUUUUUUGUAUUACUAAAAAUUUGUACAUUCAUACUGGCUGUAGUUCUUCACGAUAAAAUAUGCCCGUAAUUUUUUCGUUCUGUUUAUCCUUUAAUUUGUAUGUAACAGGAUCGGUAAUAAAAAUUUUAUCAAUUAUAAAAAUUUCUCUACCCCAGCGUCUUAAGCUUGAUUUUUCAAAAAUACUAUUUUUGAUUCUUGCAAUACGUACUGUUUGACCUGCACGUAACAAACUUGUGGGUGGUUGUGAACCCGAUAAGUAUUUUUUUAGGAUUUUGAACUUUAAAAAUGCGGGCAUUUUUUCAUUUUUGUACAAGUCAACAGGUGUUACAUUGUGAAUUCCCCGAUGUGGCGCCUUGUUAUAUCUUUCAACAAUAACCGGAAGAUAUUUAAUAAAUCAAUAGCUUGAUUUCAUAGUCAGCGUACGCUGAAUCAUUUCCUUUAUAGUUUCAAUAAAUCUUUCUGCAUGUGCGGCUUUUAUUUCACGAUUUUGCGUGUGAAAUAGUGUAAAAUUAUAUUUGGGGGCAAGGAUUUUUUUGAUAUUAUUAAAUUCUGUACCCUCAUCGGCUUGUAUUUUUUUAGGUGCGCCGUUUUCAAGAAUAAUUUCUUCAAAUUUAGCCGCAACAUUUUUUGCAGAUUUUGUUUUUAGCAAUUUCACAAAGGCAUAACGUGUCCCCACAUCAAUACACACAAGCAAAUAACGAUAUUGAUUAUUAUACCCUGACAAUUGGUUUAAAUCUGCUAAAUCAAUACUCCAUUGUUCAUUUUUUUUAUAUACAUGAAUUUUUAAACGUUUUAUUCUAUGCUUUUUUUUUGCAUGCAAUGUAUACAAGUUCUUCUGUUCCUUUGUUAAUGUCUCUCCUUUUAACAAUCUUGCAGCUUUUUUAAUAAGCUCAGUGUCAUCCAUUACUAUAAAAAAAAAUUUUAUAUUUUUAAUUUACUUACACAAUGAUAAUAAUAAUUAAUUAAUUCUUCAUUUUUUUUUUACAAAAUUUAUGUAAUUAUUAUAGUCGUAAGUUAAUUUUAAUUUUUCGUGAUAUUUUAAAACUGUUUCUACAGCGCUGUUCUUUUCGCUCAUAUGGGAAAUGAUGGCUGCAAUUAUUUGUUUUUGCUAAAAGAAAGAAGCGUACGAUUAAUAUUCGCACAAGUUUCUUCUAAAUGCGUGGACACACUCAAAAAAUUCUCGUAGGGAUACGGACAUAUUUUAUACAUUUCUCUUCCAAAUCGGGAAAUCGUUUCUUCGCAAUCUUUUUUAUAUUUACACAUGAAAACCAUUAUCAGUCUUGUGGCCAUAUUUUGUAACGCUAAAAAUUUUCUCGCCUCCGACUUUUCAGAAUCUUCUUCAAUCACAACCUUUUUUGAUUUCUUUACACCUCCUUUAGUACCCUCUUUGUUCUUUCGUUUCUUGGGUCCUUCCAGCUGUUUUUGUUCCGCAGGUGUUGAGGGUGGUGCAGGCGGGGAUGGGGGUACUACGUCAAUACCUCCGGAAGGAUUCAAAAUACUAUAUGCCUCAUAACAAAACUCACGAAUAACGGUGGCAAGUUGUUUCCAGUCGUCAUUCUUGUUAAUAUAAAAUUUGUCGAAACACUCGUUCCAACUAUCUUCCGCACGGGGCACGGGUGUCGAGGACGCGGUUGGUGCGGGAUCGCGACAAUCGGUUGUGGUUGUGGCGCCAAAGUCUACAGGUUUUUGUGUUUUUUUCAACUUGCAGACUUUUAAACCAGCGAAUUCACUACGCGUUAAUAUUGUACGAUAUUCGUUACCGUACGAAUCUUUACUUGUACCCAAUUCGGCGUAAUUUUUCGCCUGAUCAGAUUUCACCAUAGUAGCCAGGACAUCGGCGAGCAUUUCCACUUCAUCGUACGACAUUUCAAUACCCGAAUCAUAAAUAUAUUUAUCGGCACCCUGUGAUAACAAGCCAACAGUCAAAGCACACUUUUUAGUCCAUUGUUUCAAUAGGACCAUUUUGGUUUUACCAUUUUCAUAGCUACCCAAAAUUUUUUCAAGUGCGGUUUUUUCACGUUUGUAAACUUUAAUUUGUUCCUGUUGUUGUUGUUCAGCCAUGUUAAAACCUUGGCGUGUAGGGUGCGAAUGAAAAAAUUAAAAACUAAACGAAUAUAAAAGCCAAUAGACACGUGGCUGCACGGCAGGCCAUGUUAAUUAAGUCGGCGCGUUUAUUUCGUUUGUCCAAUUCAGAAAUAACACUGUGCGUAAUUUUAGAUACCAUGACCAUAUAUGUCCUUUUACGUUCAGGGGUUGAAAAAUACAAACGUUUCUGUUUAAAUAACAUAUGCGCUACCGAUAAUACGUACAAUUUAUGACAAAAACUUUUAUUUGCAAAAUCGCCGUCAAGAACUGCAAGCAUUAAAUCCAUAACAAGUGUUUUCUCGGUUAUAACCGUAUUUAUUUCAGCCAAAUAUCGUUUUUCUAUAACAUCAAGAAUUGCAUCAAAUUGUUGUCGAAUUAAAGGUUGUUCAAAAUAAACAUCAUCCCCCAUCCAAUAAAAACAUAAAAACACAUCUGCUCUUUUGUGCAAGCGUUCUAAUUCCUUUUCAUAUUGUAUCAUAUGCCACGUUUUUUGCAUUUCAAUAAACUUUUCCAUGUCUUACACAUAUCCUUCUAAGACGCCACAUACGUGCGUUCUAAAUCUACGACAUAUAUUUAAAAACUUAUAUACACUUUUAUCCAUAUAAUACCCUUCCUUUAAAAAUGUUUCUACAAUAUCUCUUGUGCGACGUUGUCCUCUUCCGUACAAUAUCAUUCGUCCUAACAAUUCUCGCAUUUCAAAAUCACCCAAAGUUAAUUUAGUAACGCGCAUUAUCACUGCUCGUGCUUUGGUCCUUUGUAUAGUUACAUAUUUUAUCCCCUUAUUUUUGGUUCGUAAAAAAAACGUCCAUUCUUUUCUGUUCUCCACUAGUUCCAUAUAUUUACUGCACUUGUAUAUUGUAUCGCCGUGUAAAAUAUUCGCAGAUGUUGUAUUUAAGACGCAAUUUUCAGAGUUGACAAUGACAUGAUGCCAUCGCCCCAUAAUUCCACAGCAUAUGAUUUACCAUACAACAACGCAGAUAGUUCUCUAGUAAUAAAGUCUGAAUAUAUUGUUCCAAAUAAAGCAACCAUUCUAAUAGCUAUAGCACGUUUAUCGUCAAUUGUUUGGCAUGCUUGUAAAAAAUACUCUAAACUUUCAAAAUCUGCAGCAUAUUCAGAAAUAUACCAACAAGAAAUUGUUUUACUUAUAAAAUCCACAUCAAUAUUGCAGUCCUCCUGGUUCAAAAAUGUUCCCAAGCUAUGUAAAUUUUUAAUCGUAAAAGAUUUUAUACGCCGAUUAUACGAUACACGUUCACGUACACAAACCAAUUGUUUUGUAGCUUUACAACAUGUAUCUUUGUAAAAACAAACCGUCCCUAAUGUAAAUCCGCCUCUAGGGUACGUCGUCUCCAUUUCUGUAAUCUUGCCAGUGUCGUUAAACCACAGUAAACCCCUUUUUUACAUAAUUCUAAUUGCAACGUCUCAGUAUUUAAAUAUGCUGAAAAAUGUAUUUUCUCCAAUAUGCGGAUAAAAUUUCUGUAAUCUUGCAGCAAAUACCCUGAAUAUGGUUUUAAUAUUAUAUACUUAUAAUCAACAAACGCUGUCAGGUUAUAGCAUACGCCACGACCACUAUUAAUCACAAUAUUUAUACCAACAGGUCCAACUUCUGUAACAUCAGUCACACGCCAUAAAACCGAUUCUAGUUUAUAAAGGGUAUCUUUUAAAAGUAGCACACUCAUUUUCAAAUGAUGAUGAGUCAGUCAGGGGGGAACUUUACCGGUCGCCGGCAUCAAUGUGGCAAAAAAAAACAAAUGGGUGGUUUUUUACCUUUUUCGGGUCUCAGCCUUAUUACAAAAGCUUUUGGAGGCGGCGGGGGUAGUCGUCGUCGUCGUCGCAGGAAUGGUGGGGAUAGAGAAAUGAUGGCUAGAAUGAAUCAACAACUCAAAAGACAAGAACAACAACUUCAAAAAGCUCAAGAAGAACUAAGAAGAAGUCGGCAAACCCGCUAUUAUGAUGAUGAUGACUAUUGGGGUCCCCCAAAAAGAAGAAGAAGACCGCUGCCACGUCAAAAACCGUAUCAAAGAGGGGGGAUUGUGGCCGGAGAACAUGAAUUAGCGCGUAAAGCUGCAAGAGACGCAAUAAUAACACAAGCUUAUUUAAAAAAAGCAAGAUAAUUUUUUAUUCAUCUAUUUUAAAUUCUGGUGCUAUAACAGCAUCUGUACUACAAUCGCAAAAUAAAUUUUUACAUACUAAAUUUAAUCGUUUCUGUUCACUAUUAUACUUUAAAAUUCCAUAAGCACCACAUUUUAAUGGUUUAACAUUAAUGGGCAAAUAUGCCCACGCGUUAUCGUCCAACUCAAUUUUUUGUAUUAUUGUAUGUAUAAAAGUAAAUGAAUCUAAUUCAUGAAAAUAUGUGCCACAGCCCUUUUCACCACGAGGACAUUUGUAUAUUUCACCGUCUCGUUCACAGAAUUUUUCGCAAACACAGCGAAUUCUUGAACUUUUUAACUGUGGCAUAGAACGUUUAAAAUCACACACACCGUUCCGACAUAUAAAAAAUAACUGUAGUUCAUUAAGGACGGGCACAAAUUCCAAACUUGCUUUUAAUAAUGUUCCACAUUCACAUGUUAACUUUCUAUCCUUAAGUUUUAGGUACGGUUGACAAGCAUCCAUAACAUCUACAUAUUCCUCAAAAUGAGCAUUAUUAGAUUCAAUGCUAAACUGGCAACGUAAAUCGGCACAAACAUAACGUGGAAUUGACAAAAUCUCACAUAUCACAGUACACAUAUCAUCACAAACGCACCGAAUAUAUUCACACACAAUAGUUGAAACACCGUCCCAAUUUUUACAAGAUAUACACUUGCACGGUAAUAAACUGCUAAAAACACUCGUAAAUUGAUGUUCCAUUAAUAAAUUUCGUAUUCACCGUCCUUCAAAUCCCAAAGCAUGUUACGCAACACAAAACCAUCCAAUAUCUGCUCGCUAUCCUGAAUGUCAUCGUCUAUCUCCCCUAGCUUAAUUUCACGUUGACUUGGAUGCCAAAUUUUAAAAAUAUCAAUACCCCGAUGUUUUGUAGGAUAAUGUUGGCAUAUAAAAUCAUUGUAUAGUUGCAUCUUAGAGAUAGGUUUAUAAAAACGUUGUAUUACCGUAACAUACUUAGUAUCUGCAAAUUGCUUAUCAGAAUAUUUUAUAUUACAAGCAAUAACACUUGCCGUGUUAUUAAACACGUCGUCUUCCACAAGCUUCAACGUUUCAUCAACCAUUUUAGCCGACGCUGUGGAAAAACACCACCACAAUCUUUGUGCGUACUGUCGCGGUGUAUUUUUUUUCAUAGCCCGAUGAUAUGAAAUGGGCAUAAACUCAAUCUCGGCCAUUUUCAAAUAGAAUGAUAUAUAGCAUACAAAGCGUUUAUAACAACCCAAUCAAAUAGUGUAGCAAGUUCUUCAGCCGUAAAAAUAACAUAAAUUUUUAAAUGCCCAGAAAGAGUAAUGCGCAAUCUAAAAUUCACAUUUAAAAUAAAAUAUCUAAAAUUCAUAUUCAUCAUAUUUUUACAUAUAACAUACCAUCGCCAUAUAUGGAAAACAGAGACACACCUCUAGAUAUUAUAAAUAAACAGACAGCGUUUUACAAAAUAAGAAAAAAUGGCUCAUGGGUGUAGUAGUAGUAAUGAGUUAAAAGGGUGCAAAUAUUGUCCUGAAAAAUUUGCAUGUCAAUGUCCGGAAAAAUGUGAAACAUGUUAUUGUGCUGCCAAAAUUUACCGCGACACAAUUCAAACAUUACACGAGCAACAUAGAAGCAAAAGAUGGGUUUGGUGUGGUCCAAACCCGCAAGAAUUUUGUGAUGAAGUCCCCAAAGAAAAAACUCGUGAACAUGAAAAAAUGGACACUCGUAAAGUACAAUGGAAUAAGGAUAAGAAGAAAUAUGUUGUUGAUAUGCAAAAAGUACAACCUCUACAAAUGACCAGCGCGUCAGGAACAUGGUCUGUAAAUUCAGAUGUUGCAGCUGCAAGAGCAAAGAAAUUUAAGGACAGACAAUUACAACCAAAAACUAAAUUAUUUUAUUGCUUUAAACAAAUGAAAUAUGGUAUUUACUGUUGUGAUCAAUGUUUUUUAUUAACUAACUAAUAGUACAUAAAGCAUAGUUCACAAUCUCUUGUGGUUCCUUUUUUGGUUCAAAUUGUUUUUGCGUCUUAAUAGCAUCAUCGGAGGGUUGAAUCAUACAAUCAUCGGAGGGUCGAAUGGGCAAAUAUGCAUAUUUGUAAUGGUAUGGUCCAUGCACGUAUCCGUCGCUUAGUUGAUACUCCAUUUUGUUUUGUUCCUGUAACUUUUCAGCUAAUUCUGCAAACUUCAAUCUUUAAUCUACACACUUUCUUCGCUUUGGUGCGCUAGCCAUGUCUACUAUGUCUUUCUACUACUACUACUACUACUAAAUAUAUAUAUAUAUAUUCGCACACCAUAUAUGGAUAAAAAAUUUACGGGGCAAAGCUAUACACUUUAUACGUAUCACAUAACGCAUAUACAAAAUCUAAAAACUUAUAAAUGUCAUAAACGUUUGUAUAUUUAAAACUUUCUUUACUCAACGCCAAAUCAUAAUACAAGCUAGGCGGUUGACAAGGAUUUUCAUUGGGCAUAAAAACCAUUUUGUAACCAUAUCGCUUCAAAAGCUCUUCAUAAGCACCGUCUAUCAUUAAAUGUUUAUCUUGAAAAACCCUAUCUACACAUGUCAGCCACCGAUCAUACGUACAGGUUGCACAAUCGUCGCCAAAAUCUUUUGAUAUAUAAAGCCAACAGAAAUACCCGCGCACAAUAUUGUAAACCAUUCUUUGCUCUUCUUCAGUACCCGUAUCGGACCAUGCUUUGGGUUUAUUUACUGUGACAACUUUCGUUUGUUCCCAAUCGAACAUUGUGGCAACGGCUUUUCAAAAUCCAAUAAUAUUCCUCCAACAUGCAUACCCGUUAUAAAUACACUUUCAAAAUCAGUAAUUUCAACUGUAUUGGACACCAUAAAAUAUUUCCAAAAUUUCACAACAAACUGCUGAUGACAAUAAUUUGCUAAAAAACAAGCAGAAUAAUCUUGAUUACCCAAAACGCACAUACACGCUAUUUCCACUCAUCCCACGUUAUUUCAAAUUUGCGCACAAUUAAAUCGUGGCUAUAAAAUGAAAUCGUAAUAAACAUAACCGUAUAUGGAAAUGGAAUUUAACUUAUUUUUUUUAUAAAUUACGCAUGCAAAAACCUUCUAAGGGCAUGCAAACAAAGUGCAAGCAAAGGGAAAAAUGGCUUUUAAAUACCAUGACGAAGCAGCUGCACGGCUAUACAACAAAACUUGUACAACAAUAGUGGAAGACGGGUCCAAAUGUCAACAACUACAUUGCCCCCAUGCCGAAGAUGCUGGUUCUGCGAAGCAGGUAAUGAUGACGAGCAAUUCAACGAGCGAUUCUGCGCCGCCUGCCGUAUGGACAUAUAUUGGUAUUUACGGGGAAAAACCGAAGAAAUGCGUCUAGAGAAAGUUGCAAAAGCACAAACUGAAGGUAAAGAUUAUUUUAUUGCUACGGGGUACCAAAGUGAUGUGGGAUGGCAAUACGAACAUGUAACAACACGCAAACUAUUUCACGAUCCCAAAGAACCCCAAACCGAAGAAAUUAUUGCUUCUGUUGGUGCACGAUGGCUAGAAAGAGAAAAAAAUAAGGGGCCAGGGGAAAAACUUCAAACAACACUUACAGACUUUUUUUCUAAGAAGUAAUUGAACGUCUUUUACGUUGUAAUCUUUUGGGACGUUUAUCAGCAACACUUUUAAGACGGUGAUAAUAAUAAAUAUUUACACCUGUAUCCUGUUCUAAUUUGUGUCUUAAAUCUUCAAUUUGUUUUGCAUGCUCAGACUCGAUAUACAACAAUGCUGGGGCUGUAGAACAAUUUAUCAUUUGCGGCAUUACAACUCCUUCGCUUGGCGUUGAAACCAAUCCCAUUGUACAACGUUGAAGUUGCAUUAUUAACAACUUGUACAAACUUAAAUCUUUGUCAAUAUGAUCUGGAAUUACACCGCGAUCCACCAAUUUUGUAACAAGCGUUUGUAAUUUCCACACAUCAUUCACUUUGUCCGAAUUCAAAAACUGCUCAAACAACCAAUCCUUUACAAUUUUCUCAAAAACUCUAGCCAUCUUACACGUAGAAGCACCAGCAUACAAAUAAAUAAAUCCCCUACCUUUAUUCGCUUUUUGCAUCUUCCAACAUUUCAUCAACAAAUUUGUAAAUUCUUUCAUUGGCCCGUGCACCAUUUUUAAUAUAAUCUACAUAUAACUCGUACAACAUUUUCAGCUUUUCAGGUUUUAGAUAUUCAAGUUUCCGCUUCCCGUAUACUUCAUCAAGUAAAUUUUCAAACCGGUAUAUAAUGCUUAGAUCGUCUAGCAUAUCAAAAGCAUAGAAAUACGCAUACUCCUCAACCACCGAUUUACUUUUUUCAACCCAUUCAUCCUCGGGUAAAUAGGGGGAAAAUUCCGUUUUCUUAUGUAUUUUCUUCUGUACAAUAUACAUUAACAUAAAAUUUGACAACUCCUCCUGAGUCGUUACAUUGUCGCGCACAUUCCAAUUGUCAAGAUAAUCAUACCCUGUCUUCGUAAUUUCGUUAUCAAUUCGCAUAAAAUUCUCGCACAUCUUUAAUGCUACACGGUUUUUAUAAACUGUACUAACUUCAUCUCCAGGGCAAUGUUUAUAUUGCACUAGAAGUGUAGUUGGUACUGUAUGUAAAAUGUUUCAUCAUGAACGGGUAUAUUUUAUGUGAAGAUACAAUAUUUUAUUGUAAUAAAACUGUAAAACUAACAGAGGACGGCAAUGAAAAUUUCACAGUUUAUCUCAGCGCAACACAUCGAGGAGAAAAAAAAUUACGCACACAUUACAUCCGCCUACGCUGGCGCACAACAGAUUGGGGCAGUUGGUUAUAUGGCACAUCGUACCACUACGAAACACGAAUGAAAGCUUUUAUAAAGGAAUUUUAUCUAUAUGUAAAAAUGUUAAAACAAUCAACAUGUUGCCGAUUUAUUGAUGUAAAAAAAAAUAUUUAUAAAUAUUUUGCGUCAAAGGGAUACCUACUCGACAAAUCUAUCUUCAAAAUAGCAAUUCACAUCCUGUUAUCAAACAACAUUCCUGGAUCCGAAAAUAGAAGACUACCAACUGGGAUAUUUAUGCGGCUUUUAGUAAGUUGUUGCUUUCCCACAUGGUGAUAACAGUCCUUUGUGGCUGCAAUCGUCGUUUGGGAUUCACAAAUUUACUUUUUUCACAGAUCUGUGAUGGCCAAAUUCAUUUUUGUAUUCGCUUUCACACAUCUGAGAAAACACCCUUUCUUCAGGGAUGUAAUAAGCAAAUUUGAUUUAUUACAACCAAUUUGCUUUUUACAGCUCUAAAAACCGGUGAUGAUAAGAAUGGAAAAAUUGGCUUUACCAUCCUUGUGGAUUUUUACACAGGGAUAUUAAAGUCGACUUUUUUGUUUUUUAAUCAACAGUAGGAAUAUUUAGUUGGCACAAGAAAAAGAUUUUAAAAUAAGAGUUUUGGAGAACAACUUUCAAAUUUGAUUUUGAAAUAUUUCUUCAGAAUCUCUUGUGGUGAAUCUGUACUCUACACUAACAACAUUCCAUACCCAUAUUUGGUUAUUACCCUCACAACUUGUAAAAUAUUGCAGAUAUCCCCACAAUUACGCUCGCUAAUGAUGAUGGCGCAACAUGUUGUCUUAAACCACCAGGAAUGUUUGAUGAACCGAUUCUCGCAUGGUUGAACGGGCAGCUAGUAAAAAUUAUUCCCGUCUAUGGUAACGAAAAAACCCGGGAAUUUUAUGAUUUCUGCGACAUCUGUGGCGCCCAACCAUAUGGUAUUCAAAAAUGUGAUGAUAAACUACACCGCAUAAAAAGUAUACAAAACGAAAUCGCCACCCUACGCAAAAAAACUGAAGUACUACAAGAAGAUUGUCAAAAAGGAAUAACCCAAGAAGGCAUCGAUAAACAAAUCCAAACAUUAAAAGAUAUUCUAAAAAUUACCAUUGAUGCAAAAAAAUUGUAAAUUUGUAAUACAAUACAUUUUUUACCACUUCCGUUUUCAAUCUCCCUCUUCUUUAAGCCCGGCUACAACGAGACACACACACAAGUAGCGCUUACCUGUGGUAGCUUCAUGGCGAGCUUCGACGCAACAAAAUAUCCAAUAUAGUAUAUAUCAACCAAUUUUUCAAUCGCCCUGCUUUUUAGCGGGCGGCAAAUAACAAUAAUAACAAAAAAUGUUAUGUCUAUCGCUGUACACGACACUAACAGCAAUUAACAGCCCCUUUUACUUAGGACUGAUAACCCUAACUCGUUGCCAUUCCGCCACACCGACUACUAUUAGUAGCGUGUCCGAACGAUAGACAUACACUAUCACACUCACCCGGCUUUUAACUACCUUUCACUAUCCUUGCAGAAUUAUUACGGUGCAAAAAAAUUUAUUCACAAACACAUUUGUAACCACACUUAUUACAAUAUUUUUUUUGAAUAUAUUUUUUAAAAUAUAUUUUCAAUACUUUUAAAAUAAACUAAAUCUACUAACUCGUAAACUUGUCUAUAACGUCUGUCGACAAUGCGCCUUUUUGACCCCGCACUCAUAUCAAAAAAAUAAUAUUUCAUCUUUAACAACUCGGGAAUUGUUUUUUGACAAAAAAUUCCUUCUGGCUGCAUGACACCAAACACGCUGAUACACUUCAAAAAUGUCUUAACCAUCGAACCCCAUCCCGUGGCUAUAUCAUUCGUAAAAUUAUCGUCCCACAGCUUCAACACUUCUGCCGAGGGUGUACCAGAAUGGUCGGUGGGAAGACCUUCAUAAACAUGCUUCCAUAGAUAACGCGCAACUAUAUGUUCAAAUAAAUGUUGUUGUUGCUCUGCAGUACCCUUCCAAUGUUCGGGUUUUUCCAAUUUAAAAUUUUUUACUUCUUCUAAAGCAAAUACUUCAAUUGACGUACGCAUCAAUUUAUCAUCCAUAUCAACCCAAAAUUUUUUCUCGCUAACUUCAGCCAUAUCAACUAUAUCCAACAAGUUUUUUAAAAGAGCAGUUUUUUAAAUAGAUAUUCAGCAUAGAAAUUCCACACCCAUAUUUGGUUAUUACCCUUACAACAUGUAAAAUAUUGUAAAUCUUCCCGAUAUUACGCUCACAGCUGGUAUUGUAAUUCAAUACAUUUUUUACCACUUCCGUUUUUCAAUUUUCUUCUUCUUCUAUAUAAGUCACACAUGGGUAGCAAUACUUCAUGGAUAGCAAUACCAAAGCAAAAGCAACAGGGAAUCGAAUCUUCUUGCUGUAAAAGUUUCUCACCGUAUUUUUUAAUCGCCCUGCUUUUUAGCGGGCGGCAAAUAAUAAAAAAAACACUCAUAUGGAUUAAGUAACGAUUUAUUCAUAACAAUUAAAUCAAUUAAUCAAUUAAUUACAUUUAUAGAUAUUAUUUAUUUCUUCUUCGUCCCCUUCGCAUAAGGAUUCCAUCUCACAUCCGCAGCUCCAGACUCCUUCCACACUCUAGGCAUCUGCGAAAUAUCGUCCCAAAAACUACCACCACUUUGAUUUUUUCUUUUUUUUCCACCUUUUCGUCUUUUUCUUUUUCUUACAACGCUACCGCCGACUUGCCGAAUUGCUGCACCCUCCUCGACCCGUUUUGUCCACAGUAUUGUACACGAAGUUGCAUGCGCAACACUACCCGCAACGGCUCGCCCCAUCGUUAUGAACGCAAAUUUACAAUUUACAUUAUUUUAUAUAGGGCAUUAUUUAACAAAUACAAUUUUUUUCCAAUUUUCUAUAAUAAUAUUAAAAACAUUACACUGCGUAGACACGUACAUAUAAUUUAUAAAAUCGUCCAGUAAAGGGUCUGCACCAUCAGUACCCCAACUUGCAGCAGUAUAUAAAAAACGAGAUAUAUCAAGUUUAUUUUUCUCCAACGGUUCGACCAUUUCAGCCCAAUAUUUCCACGCAUUUAUUUCGCCGCACAGUCUUUGCUUAAACAUCUCAAAAGCUUUAGAUUUGCGUAAAAUAUUCAAAUUUUCCAACCGCUUUUUUUCCCAAUUAUCUAAAUACUCCCAAUUAAUUUCAUCGGCCAUUUUAUGUACACACACAAACUUCACGUUCGUUACAUAAACACUCGUAACAAGUAUUUUCGUUACGCUUACAACGUUUUUGCCCAGAAUCUUGUUUUCUUUGCCGCUCCAUAUCCUCGUCUAAGUCUGCAAUUAGCUGACACCACACACAUUUACACCCGCAUAAACAUUUACGCCCAAAAUUUUCCUCUUCACAAUUACAUGCACAUUUUUCAUCAGUCGACGACAUUUAUUUUAGAAAUAAAAGAGCUGUUUGAAGGCAAUGCUUGCUGCUUGGCGUACAACAACGACUGCGAAUGGUUUGAUGAUGAAGAUGAAGAUUUUACAUUUACGGAAGACAACGAAUGGUUUGAAAAAGCGUGGACCGAGGGGGUAGCAGAACUUAACGAAAUGCAAAACGGCUAUCGAUGUCUAGUAGAACCUGACGAAAUGCAAAACGGCUAUCGAAAUAAUGUAGCGUUAUAAAACAUUGUAUUUUGCAAAGAGGACCACAAAUUUUGUGGUCUCUGUGCAAAAUACCCUGUAAUUGCCGCACUGUACAUUUGGAGAAAAAAAUACGUAAAAUAAACACACUUUGUACUUAUUUUCUUUAUUAAAAAAACAAUUUUUAACCGUCCCCGUCGAUUAUUAACAGCUCGCCCGCACGCCGCCCGCACGCCCACCCAAAAAACGGGCGCACCGAAGGGGUAAAAAAUUGCGGAUCCAUACUCCAGUUUCCAGUCCAAAAUUUUAUGAGUCCAGGUUCAUGAAUCCGGUCUUUUUUGUCAUCUGUCAAUCAAGUUACAUGCUAAGGACUGGACUGUGGGUAAUGGAGUUCAGACUGGAGACUGGAUUGCGGAUCCAUGGUAACCCAUGGUAACCCUCAUAAUCUGUUGUUUCCCUAAAUACAUCCUAUUAUCAAGAUGUUUCCACGCCGCCCGCACGCCCACCCGAAAAACGGGCGCACCGGAUCUACGUCACCGGAAGUACGUCAUACGUGCGUCACGUGACGUGCGCCAUAAAAUCACCGCCAAAUUCAAAUGUCCUCACUUCGGUCGACCAGGGGUUCGGCGACACAUCUCCUCCAAUGUUGCGCAACCCACGCAUUAUUGCGACACACACAGUGCCUUUUGGGGAUGUCAUGGUGAUCCCAAAAACCCCCCGUCGGUGGAGACACUUUUUCACUUUUUUUGUUGACGCGGCACUUUUGCGUAAUACUAUUUUAUAUUAAAAAAAAAAUUCCCACACCCCCUCUUUUUUUUCGAGUACUUUUAUCCCCUUACUACUACAGAAGAUUAUAUACUGUAAUAUAUCUGACCAUGCUUUCAUCCCAGGAUUUAUGGCGGUAUACACACGGGCAUACAGGAAGGAAAAAAUUAGGUGGGAGGAAAGAAAUUUGCCUGACUUUUUCGGAUUGUGCCCGCGUUGUUAACUCAUUCUCAUCCGGUCGAAAAGUAGCAAUUUCGAGUGGUGUUGUUUCAAACGCUUAUAUCUCUCAAAUUAUACAUCGCACGGAAACAGAAAUGGCAUCGUUCGAAAGAGGAGGACUUCUGCUUUCCAACGAUACCAAUUUCAAUUUCAUCCGGAGCUUGGUUAACGAUUUACUCGCAUAAAUUUGCAUAAAUUAUGAUAUAAAAAAAUGUCGCAAUUAUGCAUAAAUGUAUUUAGCAGUCCAAAUUUCAAAUAUGUCAAAAAAUUUUAUGAAUAUGACUGAAAGACACGGUUAUGAUCUACAAGUACCCGAAGUUUCAUGCAUGUAGCAUAAAUAGAAAUAUUUUUAUUGAAUUUUUAUAUAAACUAGAUAGUGGAGUAAAAUUUACAUUUUGUGCUCACAUGAAACAAAUACCUUUAUCAAAGGUCCUUUUUUAUUGCUGCAACAUGUUAUCAAUACAAAUUUCCAAUAUUUCUUACUCUCCAAAGAUAGUAUGGCACCAAAAUAAGUCUGUGAUACCCACAAAAGAACACUCAAAUCAUGAUUAGCAAAAUGUCUUUAUUUCUGCAAUUACUACAUACAUUCUUAGAUAAUCAUUACACCAUUGACUUUAGUUAUUAGUGGCAUAACCAGCCUCAAAAUUUGGUCAUGCUAUUCAAAUUUGAAAUAAUCACUACUCAUUUGUUUAGAAAUUGAUUGUUUUCACAAUCUAGAACAUGAAAAUAUUUGCAAAUAGCAUGACCAAGUGUUGUUGGGCUGGCAUCAUCAUAAUUAGUAGUUAUAAAAAAGUAAUGUUUUCCAAGGCAGUAAUGUUUGCUAAAGCAGUAAUGUUUGCCAAAGCACAUAAUUGGAUUAUGUGGUGAAAAUAUUUCCUUUAUAUUGUACUACAAAAGACCUAAGACUGUAACCAAACUGAUAUCAGAUCACCACGUCAUACCCAAAUCUGUUGCGAUGAAUAUCUGGACUUCUUCCUGUAUAAAUUUCAAAGUCGCAAUAUAACCAUUAGGAUUGUCUGCAGCAACCCACAGAUUUAUUCCCCACAUAGUAGGUCAUCUAGCUUUCAUGAACUGCCUAACCCCAACCUAUUUCUUGAUUUGACAGUGUGUUUGUCUGCAACAACAAUAUUCUGUGACGGCUGGUACAGUUGUUGAUGCAGUUUAUUGCUGUAGUCUUUAGUACAGGAUCUACCAUAUUCACAAACGCCAUAAGCGCUUUGUACCUAACCCGAGAAAUUAUGUCUAUUGCCCACAGACCAUGAUAUAAGGUUUUUACACUCCAAUAAUUUUCAAUCUCACUGUCGACCUUUAGCAAACCUGCAUAUUAUACUAAAGGCAAUCAACCUCUCAAGGUUGGUGGACUGCAAGACCCUUCUUUAUUAGUAUAUGGGGAUAACUUUUGAGUUAUUUGUAUGUGGGCAUAUGUAUUGGUAUGGCCAGGAAACUACCUCCUGAAGCAUUCCCUUAGUAAAAAAGCGUCAAAUGAACUCAAGCUCACAGUUCAUUGAGCCGAAUGAACUCAAGCUCACAGUUGAUCGAAAUGGAUCCCGGACAUGUCAGUGAGGAGCAAAAUCUGGGAGAACAUUCCUGGCAUCAGGAUCAUCAUAUCCGUCAUGUACUAUGGGGCCUAGUGGGGAUGCUAGACAGGGAGCUUUCAAAACCUUAGGUCCUAAUGGCUGGGCUUCCCUCUACCUCUACUCAUCCCCCUACCUUCCCUCUGGGUUGGUGAGUGGGGUUCUCAUGACUCAUCAGAACUCUACUUCCCUGAGGCUAUGAAACAGGAACAGCAGAUAGGAACAGGAUCAAUAUAUUCAUCAGUGCGAAUAAAAACUUUUAUAGACAUGGUGCCACUUAAAAUUAUAAUAAAAGCCAACUAGUAAGAUAUAAGUAUGAAUACUUGGCUAUUAUGUAUGUAACAAACAACCAAACAUGUGCUCAAGGCUCAUUUUACUUCGCCUAGGAAUCAGAGAUUUUUAUGCCUAAAACACCAUAAAUUUUCGUCAACAAUAUAAAUAAAUACCAUUUAUAUUUGUCAAUUUCAGUAUGAAACGAUUAUUUCAACACAAAAAAGCGAUAUGAGGACAUACUCGGUCGUACUAGUAAUACAAAUAAAUUUACAACGCCAUGGCAACGGCAAAACAUUGAAAUAGAAAUUGUCUAGAAAUGAUACAAAUACUUGCCUUGAAACUCCAGACACGACUCCCAAUGCCAGGUUGAGAUACUUGUCUUCAUACGAAGACAUUCCAUCAUUACUAGCACUAUCAGUUUGCAAAAUAAAGCCAAAAACGUCUUCAGAAUGCGAUUCAAACAAAACUACAACACAAUACAUUUCAACGCUUGUGCGUUCUCGUGCGCGAUAAUCAGGAAAAUUGCUCUAAAAGAUUUGCUUUUCUGCCUAAGCCAAUCAAAAUUCAUAUCUAGGGUAAACAAACACUCCGGAAGUGAUUCCUGCAGUCUUUUACCAGGAAACUGUAAUGCCUUACCAAGAAUUUGGCGUCCGAAGUUGGCCGAACACUUUCCGAUCACGAGAAUUGCCAUAAUAGGCUUAGAUUAUUUCGCAAUUUCCCGAGACUGCUCCGAGCUAUAGAAUGGAAGAUGGCGAUUGUUUUGGUAUAUUUGUUAUUAUUAUACGUUGAAAAGAAGCAAAAAGACGAGCAUUUGAAUCAGGCGGAACAUUCAAAAUGCAACAGCAAAAUUGAUAAUGUGUCAUUUGCAUAAAUUUCACGGCAUUGAUCAUUUCAAGGUAAGAAAUUCGCUUGAAAUUGAGCGAGAAACAAUAAAAUUAUAUGAAUAUUUCUGAAUAUAUAGUAUCGAUCAAGCGGAAUUUUUAGGUGGUAUUUUCGUAUGUCUACUGCAAAUACUCGCGAAGUUCUUUAAUAUUUAAUCUUCCCGUCAUAUACGUCGCAAAUUAAUAUUGGCGGAUCGAAUUGAGUUAAUAUUUUCCCGUACUGCCCUCACUCUCAGCCAGUAGGUUAUUAAUAUUCCACAUCAAUAUAUUGUUCACCUGAGAUAAAAUAGGAACAUGUGAAAGUCAGAUCGACGAUCAAAGAUAGAAGGCUCGUGCAAAAUAUCCCAUUAGUUUAUUAUUUGGUUGACCAGAACGUUUUGAUCUUGAAAAAGAUUUGAAAAUUAUCCGAGUAGUUUCGUCACUUUGUGACAAAGAAGUCUAAAGAUAAAGAGCAGAGCCCAGCAAAUAACUUUAAAUCCAAACAUAAUAAAAGUAAAUCAUUUAUUAGCUAACGUUUCAUUGUUUACAAUACAACAUCUUCAGAGCAAUCUAAAUGAAUUUACAGGGUAUGGUAUGUACUAUUUAAAGCACGCGUAGGAGUGUUUUAUCAGAUAUAAAACGCGAGGCGCAGCCGAGCGUUUUAUAUCUGAUAAAACAUGACUACAAGUGCUUUAAAUGGCGUAAAAAACGACCCAUCUUCUGAUGAGUACAAUUAGCAAAGUAAUUUUUAAAAUAAACUUUGUCUGAACCAAGAAAAUCAAAGCUAAAGUUUAUGUAAAUUAACAUGAUUUUUUAUCACAUAUAAAGAUACGACACGCUUAUGAUUUUUCUUUGUGUUUUGCUCCUGAAUUAUUAAUGAGUUUUUUAAAUAUAUUUACAAAAUAAUGGUUUAAUAUUACAAAAACGGUUACAUAGUUUGAAAGAACAAAUGAAUAGAAAGAAAGGAAAACAACUUAUCAGUUACUAGUUAAUAAGUAAAGAUUAAUGUAUGGUUAGUAUAGUUAAGGUUAAUAUUACAUAACUAAAAUAACUCAAGAGGGGUAGACCUAAUAUUAGCAUUAAGGACAGGGUUAAGUUGAGAGUAUUAAUAGGCUUUCACAGGUAAGAAGAUCCCACUCAGAAGUGCCUGAUGAUAGGAUUAAUCCUAUCAUAAGGCACUUCUGAGUUGGAUCUUCUUAUCUGUGAAAGCCUAUUAAUAUCUCAACUUAACCCUGUCCUUAAUGCUAAUAUUAGAUCUACCCCUCUUGAGUUAUUUUAGUUAUGUAAUAUUAACCUUAACUAUACUAACCAUACAUUAAUUUUUACUUAUUAGCUAGUCACUGAUAAGUUGUUUUCCUUUCUUUCUAUUCAUUUGUUCUUUCAAACUAUGUAACCGUUUUAGUAAUAUUAAACCAUUAUUUUGUAAAUAUAUAUACCAUACUCUGUAAGUACUAUUUAAAGCAUGUGUAGGAGUGUUUUAUCACAUAUAAAACAUGACGCGUAGCGGAGUGUUUUAUAUGUGAUAAAACACGACUACAAGUGCUUUAAAUAGCUUAAAAAACGACUCAUCUUAUACGAGUUCAUUGGCGAAGUAAUUUUUAAAAUAAACUUAGAUGCCAGUCUUGCUGAUAAAGACACUAGAGAUGACCCUGGUAAGCAUAAUUUUGAACCUGCCUACAAAUUCUUGAAUUGACCAACGCAUUUAAUUCAGGCAAUUUUUCGAUGUAUGAAGAACAAAAGUAUGAGCGUGCUCUAGAGGAUUUCAGUUGUUCGUAAACCGAGAAAGUUUAUUAACCAAUGAUUUUUUAAACUUAUAUCUUGACUCAGCUGUAAAUAUAUGUGCAUGCUCUAUUACUCAACGUCUGACUCAAUUAGCAUGUAUGCCCAAUACUCACAUAACCUGCUUUAGCCGUGAUAUGGAUGACCAUUGUUUUGCAGUUAUCAAGAAUUGUUGAUGUUGGAGGACUGAACAUCAGAGUGAAUGUCCACAAUGUGAUGCACAGGUAAAUAGCCAUGAAAGUAUGACAACACAAUUAAAGUGUGCUGGUGUUCUUACAUAUUGUAGAUUGAAAGUCACCUUUCAUGCUAUUGAGAACUAUUAUCAAUAUUUCCAAUUCAUUUUUAGAUUGACGAAUAAUGAAGUUAUGGCUUCAAUGAACAUGAAAGGAAAAGGCUCAAAAUAUGCUUUUGGGUCCACUAAAGUAUUUCAAGUUGUUGUAGGUAUGUGA